UCUUGUACACAAACCACUCUAUAAAACAUCCAAACAGCACCGAGAGAGCAUACCGACAUUUGUGAUCUGCAGCUAACUGACAAGCACAAUGACUCUGAUGAAAAGGAAAGGUACCCUGAGCGCUGUGCUCUGUGUUCUGCUCAGCCUGUUGGUUCCUCAAAGCUCAUGUCAGUCUCUGUUAAGUCCAGAGGAAGAGGUGGCCUUUCUGAAAGUGAGGCUAGCCUUAAUGAAGGAUAACUACAAGCUUCUGUGUAACCAGUACAACACCCUAUCUGUCAAUUGCUCAGCCCCAGCAAUCAGAUGCACAGAAUGUCCUGAUGGAUGGCUCCAGGUGGAUGAUCAGUGCUUCCUUCUCAGCACCGACAAGCACAAUCAGCCAACCAGUGCUAAUAAAUGUAAGGAGAUGGGCGCCCAUCUUGCCAUCUUGACAACCAAAGAACAGCACGACGCUGUGGAAAAAGAAGGCAGGAGGAUUGCAGGGCUUUUCACAAACUACUGGAUUGGACUGAGUGACGCUGAGAAUGAAGGAGAGUGGAAGUGGGUGGACAACUCAAAACUUAAAGUACCAUUUUGGAACGAACACAAGUCAGAGCCAGAUGACAACAAGUCCGGUGGGCCAGAAGGAGAGGACUGUGCUGUGGUGGACAGCUACACCCAGACCUGGUAUGACGUCCCUUGUGACUUCCUGUACCCACGAAUCUGUCAGAAGCCCGCCAACCCCUUGCCAUGAGAAUCCAUCACACUGCAAGACCAACAUUAAGCAAUGAAAGAAUCCAUGCUUUAUUAAAAAGUUUUUU
Molecule: messenger RNA, 797 nt
Organism: Melanotaenia boesemani (Boeseman's rainbowfish)
Lineage: Eukaryota; Metazoa; Chordata; Actinopteri; Atheriniformes; Melanotaeniidae
Product: C-type lectin domain family 4 member D-like
Exons: 5
Coding region: 89-730 (213 amino acids)
Source: RefSeq, a predicted model, not a curated record